Messenger RNA from Pogona vitticeps (central bearded dragon), 2208 nucleotides. RefSeq names its product carnitine O-palmitoyltransferase 2, mitochondrial. Lineage: Eukaryota; Metazoa; Chordata; Lepidosauria; Squamata; Agamidae. Gene Ontology annotation, cellular component: mitochondrion. The record is from RefSeq and is a predicted model, not a curated record. Gene Ontology annotation, molecular function: carnitine O-palmitoyltransferase activity. Gene Ontology annotation, biological process: fatty acid beta-oxidation.
GCGGCGGCCUCGGCCUCCGGCAUCUUCGGCCGUUUUGCCCGCCCUUUGGAGAAGCGCGUGCCGGCCGGUAUCGGUUGGCUUAGCUGUGCCCCGCCCGAGCCCCUCACUCCGAGCACCGGGACAUGCACCGAGCUAGACCCCACUGGGGCGCCGCAACCCUGCGGAGCCGUGGGUACUGGAGGACCGUGGGGCAGCCGGAGGGCAUCGUCUCGGAACAGGACACCGACCACCACUUCGUGCACCGGAGCACCAUUCCUACCAUGCACUUCCAGCCCAGCUUACCCAGAUUGCCUAUUCCAAAACUGGAAGAUACUAUCAAGAGAUACCUAGCUGCCCAAAAACCACUACUGAAUUAUGAACAAUACAGAUAUACUAAAAAAAUUGCCAGAGAGUUUGAAGCCGGAGAGGGCAAGUUAAUACAUCGUGAUCUACUUGAACAUGAUAAAAUUAAUAAGCAUACAAGUUAUAUAUCAGCACCUUGGUCUGACAUGUAUCUUUCAGCAAGAGAACCUAUUGUUUUUAACUACAACCCUUUUAUUACUUUAAAUCCUGAUCCAAACCCAAGAUACAGCAAUCAAAUAGUGAGAGCAACAAAUCUGGUUGUAUCAUCAUUAAAGUUUCUUAACUCUCUGAAGAAUGACUAUUUGCGACCAGAUAUAUAUUACGUAAACCGCAGAUGGGGUCAGAGUAAAGUUUUCAAACACUUUAUACGUAUGCUACCACCUACUUUAUCUUGGUAUGGAGCUUAUUUGGUGAAUGCUUAUCCUUUAGAUAUGUCACAGUAUAAGUCACUUUUCAACAGUACCAGGAUUCCUAAUUUAAGCAAAGAUUCAUUGUUCACAGAUGAAUUUGCAAGACAUUUGUUGGUGAUGAGAAAUGGUCAUUUUUAUGUUUUUGAAGUAUUGGAUCCUUUUGGUAACAUUCUACACCCAUCUGAAAUUCAGGCUCAUUUAACACAAAUAAUACAUGAUGCUGAUCGGUUGCCUGGGUUUGAACUCUCCCUCCUGACUACUGAAGAAAGAAAUACCUGGGCAACAUUAAGGCAAGAACUUGUCCUGAAAGGUAAUGAAGAAAACCUAAAGAAAAUUGACAGUGCAGUUUUUUGUCUUUGUUUAGAUAACACUUCCCCCAAAAAUGAAACUGAGCUUGCACAUUGUUUUCUUCAUGGAUAUGGCUUUAAUCGCUGGUUUGACAAAUCCUUUAGUCUGAUUGUCACAAGUGAUGGUACUGCAGGAAUAAAUUUUGAACACUCUUGGGGUGAUGGAGUUGCAAUUCUACGAUUUAUAAAUGAAGUAUAUAGAGACAGUACAGAGCAUCCAGCUCUUGUACCAGAAGCCAGUCCAGCUUUUUUUGUUACGUCAUGUGACAAACUGGAAUUUAAUUUGGGAUGCACCAUAACAUCUGCCAUAAAUGCUGCACGUAUAAAAUUCAAUGAAAAAAGGGAAAGGCUUUGUGUUAGAUCAUUUAGGUAUGAACAAUUUGGAAAACAGUUUGCAAUGAAUCAAAACUUGAGCCCUGAUGCUGUGUUUCAGCUUGCAUGCCAAAUGGCCAUCUAUCGCCAGUACAGAAAAUUAGUGCCUUCUUAUGAAGCUUGCAGUACUGCAGCUUUUAAGCAUGGUCGCACAGAGACAAUUCGCCCAACAUCUGUAUAUACAAAAAAAUGUGCCACUGCAUUCUUUGAUGAGCGAGGAAAGUAUAGCAUUGAAGACAUGAGAAAUAUGAUUGAUGAAUGUUCAAGGUACCAUAAACGCUUACAACUGGAAGCUACAUUAGGCCAAGGAUUUGAUCGCCAUUUAUUUGCCUUGAAGUACCUUGUCCAGCGCAGAGGUGGACGUAUUCCUGAUAUUUAUAAUGACCCUGCUUAUAAAAAUAUAAACCAUAUUAUUGUUUCAACUAGUACAUUAGGCAGUCCAGCAGUUCAUUAUGGUGGGUUUGGACCAGUGGUGCCAGAUGGUUUUGGUGUGGGUUAUAAUGUGUUUGAUACUUGGAUAGGAUGCAUUAUAACUAACUAUUCAGAGGAAGACUUAGAAGAACUUCUGAAAAACCUUGAAUAUACUUUGAAUGAUAUAUUUGAUAUUUUAGAAGGAAGAAAACUUCAGCAGUGUUAAAUAGUAUUAUUUUGAGGUAAUAAUUAUGUAUUAGCAACACACGCAUUCUGUAAUACUGUGUUCUUAUUGCAUAUUAUUGUUUGUGAUUUUAUAUUAAAGA